Messenger RNA from Syngnathus typhle (broad-nosed pipefish), 9165 nucleotides. Its product is annotated as inositol 1,4,5-trisphosphate receptor type 1. Gene Ontology annotation, molecular function: inositol 1,4,5 trisphosphate binding; inositol 1,4,5-trisphosphate-gated calcium channel activity. Lineage: Eukaryota; Metazoa; Chordata; Actinopteri; Syngnathiformes; Syngnathidae. Gene Ontology annotation, cellular component: membrane; endoplasmic reticulum. The coding region runs from base 235 to 8472 and encodes 2745 amino acids. The record is from RefSeq and is a predicted model, not a curated record. The transcript has 60 exons. Gene Ontology annotation, biological process: calcium ion transmembrane transport.
UCAAACUCAAGAGUACCGCACAGCACUGCACAGCAGAGCACCGCCUGUCCUUCCUCUCCUUACUGGCCUCCUCAUAGUUACAAAUCCUGGCUUGUCUCACGCCGCUGGCUCUCACUAUCGCUCGGCUGGACGAGGAGAGACCGGAGCCGCCGUCAUGUUCCCGUAGCUGGCUCUCGGAGAGCCGAACAUCCGAGCGUUCCCCGCCGCCGAGGUGUUCCAUAGUGUGCAUCCAACAUGUCGGAUAAAAUGUCCAGCUUCCUGCACAUCGGGGAUAUCUGCUCCCUAUAUGCAGAGGGGUCCACCAGUGGUUUCAUCAGCACCUUGGGCUUGGUGGAUGACCGCUGUGUGGUCCAGCCCGAUGCAGGGGACCUCAACAACCCUCCGAAGAAGUUCAGAGACUGUCUCUUCAGACUGUGUCCCAUGAACCGCUACUCAGCCCAAAAGCAAUUCUGGAAAGCGGCCAAGCCUGGAGGGAACACAGACACGGUGCUCCUCAACAAGCUCCACCAUGCAGCUGAUCUGGAGAAGAAACAAAAUGACUCAGAAAACAAAAAGCUGCUUGGAACAGUAAUUCAGUACGGAAAUGUUAUACAGCUCCUCCACCUAAAGAGCAACAAAUACCUGACAGUGAACAAACGCUUGCCUGCGCUCUUGGAGAAGAACGCCAUGAGGGUGAUGCUGGACCCUGCAGGAAAUGAAGGCUCCUGGUUCUACAUCCAACCCUUCUACAAGCUGCGCUCAAUCGGAGACAGUGUGGUGAUCGGCGAUAAAGUGGUCUUGAAUCCGGUGAAUGCAGGCCAGCCACUCCACGCCAGCACGCACCAACUCGUGGAUAACCCGGGAUGCAACGAGGUGAAUUCUGUCAACUGCAACACAAGCUGGAAGAUAGUCUUGUUCAUGAAAUGGAGCGACAAUCAGGAGAUCGUCUUAAAAGGGGGCGAUGUGGUACGCUUGUUUCACGCCGAGCAAGAAAAAUUCCUCACUUGCGAUGAUCACAGAAAAAAACAAUACGUGUUCCUUCGCACCACCGGGCGGCAGUCGGCUACCUCAGCAACCAGUAGCAAAGCCCUUUGGGAAAUAGAGGUCGUACAACACGAUCCCUGCCGAGGCGGGGCCGGCUACUGGAACAGUCUGUUCCGGUUUAAACACUUGGCCACUGGACAUUACCUUGCUGCAGAGGUGAAUCCAGAAUAUGAAGAGGAGGGCCUGGAGUCACGAGCCUCACAUGAUUCGGAGCAAGAGGCCUUGCGGACCCGUUUGAGAAAUGUCCCCGAUAAAGUCAUGUACACACUUGUCUCCGUCCCCGAUGGAAAUGACAUUUCUUCGAUAUUUGAGUUGGACCCCACCACGUUAAGAGGAGGGGACUCGCUCGUACCCAGGAAUUCAUACGUGCGCCUCAGACACUUGUGCACCAACACAUGGGUACACAGCACCAACCAACCCAUCGACAAAGAGGAGGAAAAACCCGUCAUGCUUCGCAUUGGCACGUCCGCACUGAAAGAGGACAAAGAGGCCUUUGCGAUUGUGCCCGUUUCCCCGGCUGAAGUGCGAGACCUGGACUUUGCCAACGAUGCCAGUAAAGUGUUGGCGUCUAUCGCUGGAAAGCUCGAGAAAGGCACCAUCACACAAAAUGAAAGGAGAGCAGUUACAAAACUUUUAGAAGAUCUGGUGUUCUUUGUUGUUGACAUUCCCAACAAUGGACAAGAUGUUCUCGAGAUCACAGUCAACAAACCAAACCGAGAAAGGCAGAAACUCAUGAGAGAACAGAAUAUUCUCAAACAGAUCUUCAAGCUGCUUCAAGCCCCUUUUACUGACAGCGGCGAUGGUCCAAUGCUUCGAUUGGAGGAACUCGCCGACCAGCGCCACGCCCCCUUCCGGCACAUCUGCCGACUGUGUUACCGGGUUUUGCGUCACUCCCAACAGGACUACCGCAAGAACCAGGAGUAUAUUGCCAAGCAAUUUCGCUUCAUGCAGAAACAAAUCGGCUAUGAUGUUCUGGCAGAAGACACUAUCACAGCUCUCCUCCAUAACAACCGCAAGUUACUGGAGAAACACAUUACUGCUGCAGAGAUUGACACCUUUGUCAGCCUGGUCCGCAAGAACCGUGAGCCCAGGUUCUUGGACUACUUGUCGGACUUGUGCGUGUCCAUGAAUAAAUCCAUUCCUGUGACUCAAGAGCUGAUUUGCAAUGCUGUGCUGGAUCCUACUAACGGAGACAUACUAAUUGAAACUAAACUAGUGCUGUCAAGAUUUGAGAUUGAAGGGGAAGCGCUCGGGGACAACUCUGAGGAGUCUGAAGAAGAUGAGGAGGAAGUGUGGUUAUUCUGGAAGGACAGUAAUAAAGAGAUCCGUAGCAAAAGCAUCAGGGAAUUGGCCCAGGAUGCCAAGGAGGGUCAAAAGGAGGACCAGGAGGUCAUCAGUUACUAUAGGUACCAGCUGAAUCUGUUUGCCAGGAUGUGUUUGGACAGGCAGUACCUGGCGAUUAACAAGAUCUCCGGCCAGCUGGAUGUCGAUUUGAUCUUGCGCUGCAUGUCAGACGAAGACUUGCCUUAUGAUCUGCGAGCCUCGUUUUGCCGUAUGAUGCUGCACAUGCACGUAGAUCGCGAUCCCCAGGAACAGGUCACACCCGUCAAAUACGCACGACUGUGGUCAGAGAUCCCAUCGGAAAUUGCGAUCGACGAUUACGACAACGACGGCACAUCCAAAGAUGAAAUUAAGGAGCGAUUCUCACAGACGAUGGAGUUUGUCGAGAACUACCUCAGAGAUGUGGUUUGCCAGAGUUUUCCUUUUGCAGAUAAAGAAAAGAAUAAGCUCACCUUUGAGGUGGUAAAUUUGUCCAGGAAUCUGAUUUAUUUUGGCUUUUAUAACUUCAGUGAUUUACUAAGACUCACCAAGAUCCUUCUAGCUAUUCUAGAUUGUGUCCAUAUGAGCACAAUUUUCUCUUUCAACAAGCUGGAAAAGGGAGAUGAGAGCAAAGGCAGUAAUGUGAUAAGGUCCAUUCAUGGCGUUGGGGAGCUGAUGUCACAAGUGGUCCUUCGAGGCGGCGGCUUUCUACCCACAACAUCAAAUAGUAGCGCCAACGGAAGCGCUGUCAAGACUCAGACCGAACCGGAGAAACAAGACAUUUUGGUCAUGGACACCAAGCUGAAGAUCAUUGAGAUCUUACAGUUCAUAUUAAACGUCCGCCUGGACUACAGGAUCUCCUGUCUGCUGUCCAUCUUUAAAAGGGAGUUUGAUGAGAGCAACUCCCAAAGUGAGUUGUCUAUAACUGGAACAGUUGAAGGUCCAAACAACAUGCCAGGAGCACUGGAUUUCGAGCACAUAGAAGAGCAGGCCGAAGGGAUAUUUGGUGGAAGUGAAGAGAACACUCCUUUGGAUCUGGAUGAUCACGGCGGACGGACUUUCCUGAGAGUCCUUCUUCACUUGACCAUGCACGACUAUCCCCCUCUGGUUUCCAGGGCCCUCCAAUUGCUUUUUCGGCAUUUCAGUCAAAGGCAGGAGGUCCUUCAGGCAUUCAAGCAGGUCCAGUUGCUAGUCACCAGUCAAGAUGUGGAGAACUACAAACAAAUUAAGUUUGACCUGGACCAACUGCGUUCCAUUGUGGAGAAGUCUGAGCUAUGGGUGUACAAAAGGCAGGGUCCAGAUGAGGUCUUGGAUACAGGAGAAGGGAUGGCGACUGAGUCUCAACAUAAAAAGGGAGAGUCUGGAGGAGCCGAAAAGCCAAACAAACCAGAGAGCACCAGCAGUUACAAUUACAGGGUGGUAAAAGAGAUCCUCCUGCGCUUCUGUAGGCUUUGUGUCCAGGAGGGUCACUCAGGUAAGAAGAGCAGGAAGCAGCAACAGAGGUUACUAAGGAACAUGGGGGCUCAUGCCGUCGUCCUUGAGCUGCUACAGAUCCCAUAUGAGAAGGGUGAAGAUUUACGCAUGCAGGAUAUCAUGCGGUUAGCGCAUCAGUUCCUACAAAACUUCUGUGCCGGGAACCAGCAGAACCAAGCUCUGCUUCACAAGCACAUUAAUCUCUUCCUCAACCCCGGGAUUUUGGAAGCCAUCACCAUGCAGCAUAUUUUCAUGAACAACUUCCAGCUGUGCAGUGAAAUCAAUGAACGCGUGGUCCAACACUUUGUCCACUGCAUCGAAACACAUGGACGCAACGUCCAGUACUUAAAAUUUCUGCAGACAAUCGUCAAAGCAGAGAAUAAGUUCAUCAAAAAGUGUCAGGACAUCGUUAUGGCCGAGCUGGUGAAUGCGGGCGAAGACGUUUUGGUCUUCUACAAUGAUCGCGCCUCCUUUCAAACACUGGUGCAGAUGAUGCGGUCGGAGCGGGAUCGCAUGGAUGAGAACAGUCCACUGAUGUACCAUAUUCACCUGGUGGAACUUUUAGCCGUCUGCACGGAGGGCAAGAACGUCUACACGGAGAUCAAAUGUAACUCGCUGCUCCCGCUGGAUGACAUCGUGCGAGUGGUGACCAAUGAGGACUGCAUCCCAGAGGUCAAAAUUGCCUAUAUCAACUUCCUCAACCAUUGCUAUGUGGACACCGAGGUUGAAAUGAAGGAAAUUUACACUUCCAACCACAUGUGGAAACUCUUUGAGAACUUCCUGGUUGACAUUUGCAGAGUUUGCAACAAUACAAGCGAUCGCAAGCACGCCGACACCGUUCUGGAGUGUUACGUGACUGAGACGGUCAUGAGUAUUGUCACCACGUUUUUUAGCUCGCCUUUUUCUGACCAGAGCACCACCUUGCAGACCAGACAGCCAGUCUUUGUGCAGCUGUUGCAGGCAGUUUUCAGGGUCUACCACUGCAACUGGUUGUUCCCUGUCCAGAAAGGCUCCGUGGAAAAUUGUAUCAAAGUCCUGUCAGAUGUUGCCAAAGGUCGAGGCAUCGCCAUCCCCGUGGACCUUGACAACCAAGUGAGCAACUUGUUUGUGAAGUCCAACAACAUUGUACAGAAAACGGCAAUGAGCUGGAGACUGUCGGCACGUAACGCCGCCAGGAGAGACUCUGUAGUGACAGCGUCACGGGACUACAGAAAUAUCAUCGAGCGGCUGCAGGAUAUCGUGUCAGCGCUGGAGGACCGUCUCCGUCCGUUGGUCCAAGCCGAGUUGUCCGUCCUCGUGGAUGUGUUGCAUCGGCCUGAGCUGCUUUUCCCAGAAAACACUGAGUCACGCAAAAAGUGUGAAAGUGGAGGUUUCAUCUGCAAGCUGAUCAAGCACACCAAGCAGCUGCUGGAGGAAAAUGAGGAGAGACUGUGCAUUAAAGUUCUGCAGACACUUCGAGAGAUGAUGACAAAAGACCGUGGUUAUGGAGAGAAGCUCAGGGCCUUUGAUGAUGAGAUGGAUAUGCCUAAGCAGCUGGAUCAGAACCAGCCUGAGAAGUUGUUGGAGGACCAGAAAAGGGGCGAGGCACUGAGGCAGAUUCUGGUGAACCGUUACUAUGGCAACUUCCAUCGCAGCGGUGGGCGGAGGGACAGCUUGACGUCAUUCGGCAGUGGCCCCCUCAGCCCCGUAGGACCCAGCAAAAAGCAGUCAGUGCUGGGUGGCCCUGGGGGCCUGAGUCGUGGGGAAAUGAGCCUAGCGGAGGUCCAGUGCCACUUGGACAAAGAGGGAGCCUCUGAUCUGGUGAUUGACCUCAUCAUGAACACCACCAGUGACCGAGUUUUCCAGGAAAGCAUUCUGCUGGCUAUUGCUCUGCUGGAGGGCGGCAACACCACCAUUCAGCGUUCAUUUUUCUGCCGCCUGACCGAGGACAAAAAGUCUGAAAAGUUCUUUCGCGUUUUCUACGACCGCAUGAAGCUGGCGCAGCUGGAGAUCAAAGCUACUGUGACAGUAAAUACCAGCGACCUUGGAAAUCGGAAGAGAGACUAUGACAGCCAGGACAAAGACACCCCGGUCCGCAAAAAAGCAAGAGAAUCAUCAGUGGUGAUGACCGAAGAAGUGCGCGAGCAACUACUCGAGGCCUCGUCCGCCACCAAGAAAGCUUUUAACUCUUAUCGGCGGGAAGCCGACCCAGAAGACCACUUUGCCUCAGCAGAUGGUCAAGCAAGCACCGGGGAGAAGAAUCAGGAUGACGGCGAGAUGAGCUACGUCAUCAUUAUCAUGCAGCCUAUCCUUCGUUUCCUGCAGCUACUUUGUGAGAAUCACAACCGUGACCUGCAGAACUUUCUUCGCUGUCAAAACCACAAGAACAACUACAACCUGGUGUGUGAGACCCUUCAGUUCUUGGACUGCAUCUGCGGCAGCACCACAGGAGGUCUGGGCUUAUUAGGGCUGUACAUCAAUGAAAAGAACGUUGCCCUCAUCAAUCAAACUCUAGAGAGCCUCACAGAGUACUGCCAAGGUCCCUGCCAUGAAAACCAGAAUUGCAUCGCCACUCACGAGUCCAACGGUAUCGAUAUCAUCAUUGCUCUGAUCCUUAAUGACAUCAACCCGCUCGGAAAGAAGCGGAUGGAUCUGGUGCUGGAGCUCAAGAACAACGCGUCCAAGUUGCUGCUUGCCAUUAUGGAGAGCCGUCAUGACAGCGAAAAUGCUGAGAGGAUCCUGUACAACAUGAGACCUAAAGAGCUUGUGGAGGUGAUCAAAAAAGCCUAUCUGCAGGGAGAGGUGGAGUUUGAAGACACAAAGGAGGAGGAGGAUAAUGGGGAGGAUGAUGAGGAACAUGAUGCAGCAUCUCCCAGAAAUGUUGGACACAACAUUUAUAUCUUGGCUCACCAGCUGGCCCGUCACAACAAGGAGCUGUCCAUAAUGUUGAAGCCUGGAGGAGCCAGUGGCGAUGGAGAUGAGGCCCUGGAGUUUUACGCCAACCACACAGCUCAGAUUGAAAUUGUGCGCCACGACCGCACCAUGGAAGAGAUCGUGUUCCCAGUGCCCAACAUUUGUGAAUUCUUGACCUCCGAAUCCAAGCUCCGGGUCUACUACACCACUGAGAGAGACGAGCAGGGCAGUAAAAUCAACGACUUCUUCCUGCGAGCGGAGGACCUCUUCAGUGAGAUGAAUUGGCAGAAGAAGCUUAGAGCCCAGCCGGUGUUGUACUGGUGCUCCAGAAACAUUUCAGUUUGGAGCAACGUUUCCUUCAACCUGGCUGUGCUCAUGAACCUGCUCGUCUGCUUCUUCUACCCGCUGGAGGGGAUACACGGAGGUACGCUGGACACUCACUUGUCUGCUCUGCUGUGGAUGGGCGUCUUGGCAACACUCAUUAUCGUGAUCAUCAUGCCCCAACCGCUUGGCAUCCGGGCUCUCGUCAUCAUCACCAUCCUCCGUCUCAUCUUCUCAGUUGGUCUGGAGCCCACGCUGUUCCUCCUUGGGGCCUUCAAUGUGUGCAAUAAAAUCAUCUUCCUGAUGAGUUUUUUGGGAAACUGCGGCACCUUCAGUCGGGGCUACAAAGCCAUGGUGAUGGACUUUGAGUUCCUCUACCACUUCACCUACCUGCUCAUCUGCAGUCUGGGGGUGUUUGUUCAUGUCUUCUUCUACAGUUUGUUGCUGUUUGACCUGGUGUACCGAGAAGAGACGUUGCUGAACGUCAUCAAGAGCGUGACGCGCAACGGACGCUCCAUCGUCUUGACCGCCGUGCUUGCACUCAUCCUCGUCUACUUGUUCUCCAUCGUCGGCUAUAUUUUCUUCAAAGAUGACUUCAUCCUGGAAGUGGAUCGACUUCCCAAUGCGACACUAAAAAACGGAGCCAGCAUAGCCAGUGAGUUUCUGUCCAGCAGAAUAUGUCAAGGUGGAGUGAAUGAAAACUGCACUGCUGGGAGUUUGCAGGAAGAUGCGGACAGUGACGAUUCACAAGACAGCGACAUGGAGCGAACGUGCGACUCCCUCCUGAUGUGUAUUGUCACUGUUCUGAGUCACGGCUUGAGGAGCGGCGGAGGUGUAGGCGACGUUCUCCGCAAACCAUCCAAAGAGGAGCCACUUUUUGCAGCCAGGGUGAUAUACGACCUGUUGUUCUUCUUCAUGGUCAUCAUCAUCGUCCUAAACCUCAUUUUCGGUGUCAUCAUCGACACCUUUGCCGACCUGAGGAGUGAAAAACAGAAGAAAGAAGAAGUCUUGAAGACCACCUGCUUUAUUUGUGGGCUGGAGAGGGACAAAUUUGACAACAAGACUGUGACGUUUGAAGGGCACAUUAAGGAGGAGCAUAACAUGUGGCAUUACCUCUUUUUCAUCGUGUUGGUGAAAGUCAAAGAUUCCACCGAGUACACGGGCCCCGAGAGCUACGUGGCUGAAAUGAUCAAGGAGCACAAUCUUGACUGGUUUCCGAGGAUGCGUGCCAUGUCUCUGGUGAGCAGCGACGCAGAGGGUGAGCAGAAUGAAAUCAGGAGUCUGCAGGAGAAGUUGGAGUCCACCAUGAGGCUGGUGGCCAACCUGUCCGGACAACUGACUGAGCUCAAGGAGCAGAUGACAGAGCAAAGGAAGCAGAAGCAGAGAAUCGGUCUUCUUGGGCACCCCCCUCACGUGAACGUCAACCCCCAGCAACCCGCUUGAGGACAUUUUGCAUUGCUCAUUUGUUCAAAUACCAAAUUGUGCCAAUUAGCAGGUUGACCAAGUGCAAGGAUGGUAUGACUUGACCAAAGCACUCUCGCACAUCAGUACAGUUACAAAUGUGAAGCGAGCAUUAGCGGAGUAUAUUACUCAUUGUCUGUCGAGUCAGCGGGACUCCGUGAGUAGUGUCCAUCAAGUGCCUCAAGACAUGGAAAGCCAACCAUGUUUAUUCAGGAGAUGAAAACACUGAUUUUUAGCUGCACUACCAUAACCGCCUUUGGCAUCGUACCACACUGACAACAUGACAAAGUUCGUUCAAUUGUUGCUAAGGGAGAUUUCUUUUCAUGUGUCCUUAUGCCAGCAAACUCAGGUCAUGUGGAGUUACAGGUUGGCUUCAAUUUCACGCACAUCAAUAAGAGAACUUCACAAAACGCAAUGCCUGUAUUGGGAAAACUCUUUUUGGGGGGUUUGGGAUUUACCUUUAUAUUUAUUAUGGUGAUAUCUUUUAUUUAAAAAAAAAAAAAAAAUCAACGUUUUUUUUUUUAUUAUUUACAAAAGACGGUUAUAAAUGCUAAGUUUUGUGUUAAACAACUCCCCUUCAGAGCACUUUAAUAAGACUUUGUGCUCUUAGAACAUUCAUGUCAUGUGCCUUCUUUACAGUUUGUGAUGCUUAAUACAGGAACCAAGCUUCACCCC